Molecule: messenger RNA, 2121 nt
Organism: Hibiscus syriacus
Lineage: Eukaryota; Viridiplantae; Streptophyta; Magnoliopsida; Malvales; Malvaceae
Product: 4-coumarate--CoA ligase 2-like
Exons: 5
Coding region: 203-1837 (544 amino acids)
Molecular function (GO): CoA-ligase activity
Source: RefSeq, a predicted model, not a curated record
AAUUGGUGACUUGAAAAUUGUAAACUUAUUAAUCAAAGCAGCUCCCUCUACCUUUACCUACUUGUUUAUUACCUCAACCAAAACUCAAACCAACCAGACCGGCCAAAAGCAAAAGACCAAACACACACCUUCUUCUCGCUUUUAUUUCCCCUUCCCCUGUACUUUCACCCAAGUUCACUUCUUUCUCUAACUCUCCCCAACAAUGGAGGCCAAACUAGACCAGCAAGAUUUCAUCUCCCGGUCCACCCUCCCUGACAUUUACAUCCCAAAUCACCUCCCUUUACAUACUUACUGCUUUGAGAACAUUUCCCACUUCAAAGAUCGUCCUUGCUUGAUCAAUGGUCCUACUGGUCGGAUAUAUUCUUAUGCCGAAGUCGAGCUCACUUCUCGGAAAGUGGCAGCCGGGCUCAACAAACUCGGCAUCCAACAGGGAGAUGUUAUCAUGCUUUUGCUUCAGAACUCGCCGGAAUUCGUGUUUUCUUUCCUCGGUGCAUCGUUCAGGGGAGCAAUCAUCACUACCGCCAAUCCCUUUUACACCCCGGCGGAGAUUGCGAAGCAGGCGACGGCGUCCAAAACUAAGCUGCUUAUAACUCACGCGGCUUACGCGGAGAAAGUGAAGAGAUUCGCUAAAGAAAACGACGUCAAGAUCAUGACGAUAGAUAAUCCACCGGAGGGUUGUUUGCAUUUCUCGGAGUUGACUGAUCGGAUAGACGAGGAUGAUGAAACCCCAGCCGUCAAGAUCAAUCCCGACGAUGUCGUGGCACUUCCGUACUCGUCGGGAACAACCGGGUUACCGAAAGGGGUGAUGUUGACUCAUAAGAGUCUCGUAACGAGCGUGGCUCAACAGGUUGACGGAGAGAAUCCCAACCUUUAUUUCCAUGAGAGAGAUGUGAUUCUCUGCGUGCUGCCUUUGUUCCACAUAUAUUCACUCAAUUCCGUGUUGCUUUGCUCUCUGAGAGUAGGGGCUGCGAUUUUGAUCAUGCAAAAGUUUGAGAUCGUAACGUUAAUGGAGCUUGUGGAGAAAUACAAGGUAACCAUCGCCCCUUUCGUCCCGCCCAUCGUCUUGGCCAUUGCCAAGACUCCGGACGUCGAUAAAUACGACCUUUCAUCAAUCCGGAUGGUCAUGUCCGGCGCUGCUCCGAUGGGAAAGGAGCUAGAGGAUGCUGUUAGAGCCAGGCUUCCCAACGCUAAACUGGGACAGGGCUACGGCAUGACGGAGGCAGGGCCGGUGCUGGCCAUGAACUUGGCUUUUGCGAAAGAGCCGCGGGACACAAAAUCUGGUGCAUGUGGCACUGUGGUAAGGAAUGCUGAAAUGAAGAUUGUGGAUCCUGAAACUGGGGCAUCGCUUCCGCGUAAUCGGUCCGGCGAAAUUUGCAUUCGGGGAAGUCAGAUCAUGAAAGGUUAUCUUAAUGAUCCUGAAGCCACGGAGAAAACCAUAGAUAAAGAUGGAUGGUUGCACACGGGUGACAUUGGCUACAUUGACGACGACGAUGAAGUUUUCAUUGUCGAUCGAUUGAAGGAAUUAAUAAAGUACAAAGGCUUUCAAGUGGCACCUGCCGAGCUCGAAGCAAUGCUGAUUUCUCAUCCCGACAUCUCCGAUGCUGCUGUUGUACCUAUGAAAGAUGAAGCGGCGGGAGAGAUUCCAGUUGCAUUCGUUGUAAGAUCCAACGGUUCCAAGAUCAUUGAGGAUGAGAUUAAGCAGUUCAUCUCAAAGCAGGUUGUGUUUUACAAGAGGCUGGGCCAUGUUUUCUUCACGGAUGCGAUCCCUAAAGCUCCCUCGGGCAAGAUUUUGCGGAAAGUUCUACGAGAAAAGCUUGCUGCAGAUGCACCAAACUAGCCCCAAAUGGGACAGUUCCAUGUAGAAAAGAUGCUAUCAGGAGAUGUACCCAACUAGCCCAAGUGUGUUGUGCUGGUGAUUUUUAAUGUCAAGGAAUUGAAUUUGUCACUUUUGGAAACCCCAGAGUCGAGGAAACUGUUAUUACUCCAUUGGAGCAUGUCAUGAAAAUGUUUGUAGUUUUUUUUAAUGUAUAUGAUUUGUGGACAAAUUGGAAAAACAAAUGUCGUAGAACAUGUCAUGGAAACUUCUUGUGGUUUAUAUCUAUGUUUUAUAUUAUUAUUCAA